AUGAGAGCAGUGACCAUCUUCACCGUAACCAUCGUCCUGGCAGCCUGUCUCCUGAAGAGCACCGAGGCGGUGACCUGUACCGCUGAUCCCACCGUCACCGGAUGCAUCGACUGCACCGACACCGCCAACGCCUCGAAUGCUGAAUGUGUGGCUGAGGCAGCAGCGGGCACCACAUCCACUGAGGCUGUCACGACCACUUCCACCACGGAAUCCACCACCACAACCACGACCACAUCACCGACCUCAUCCAUUGGAGGCAAUCGGAAGAUCGUCCGUGUCAGCAACCUGACGUACACAGCCAGGAGGCGCAUCCGAGUCGGAAGCACCACCGCCAGCACCACAUCCCGACGCGGAAAUGUCAACAGGCGCUCCGCCAAUGCGAAUCGCAACCGAAGGAACGUGAACCGUAGGAAUGGAAACAAUGCCAGGCGUGGCAAUGUCCGAGGACGCAAUGGCAACGCCAGGGUUCGCGUCGUUGUUGGUUAA
Molecule: messenger RNA, 486 nt
Organism: Drosophila serrata
Lineage: Eukaryota; Metazoa; Arthropoda; Insecta; Diptera; Drosophilidae
Source: RefSeq, a predicted model, not a curated record